Molecule: messenger RNA, 1285 nt
Organism: Delphinapterus leucas (beluga whale)
Lineage: Eukaryota; Metazoa; Chordata; Mammalia; Artiodactyla; Monodontidae
Source: RefSeq, a predicted model, not a curated record
CAGGUAUUCUUCUUUCUAGCUAAGCAACACAAUGGAAAACACGUUGAAAACAAAUAAAAAGGAUUUUCAAGACAGACCGCCAAAAGAAGUCAAAUUGCCUAUCGGUGAAGCACUUCUCGACUAUCACUGUCAAAUAAAGGAAAAUGCAGUGGAACGAUUCAUGGCUCAAAUAAAGAAAAUGAGAGAAAAGAACCAAAAGUAUCAUGAAAGAAAUAAACGCUUAAAGGAUGAACAGAUUUGGCACAUAAGGAACCUACUAAAGGACCUGAGUGAGGAGAAGUCAAAGGGAUUAGCAGUUGUAACAAGAGAGGAAGUUGAAGAAGCAAUGAAGGAAAAAUGGAAGUUUGUAAGAGACCAGGAGCAAAACUUGAAAGAUAUGCGCAUCCAAAUAAAUAACGCUGAGAAACUAUUUCUUGAGAAACUCAGUGAGAAAGAAUAUUGGGAGGAGUACAAGAAUGUAGGGAGUGAACAACAUGCUAAACUCAUUACCUCCUUACAGAAUGACAUCAACAGAGUUAAAGAGAAUGCUGAGAAAAUGUCAGAACAGUAUAAAAUCACCCUGGAAGAUGAUAGAAAGAGAAUAAUCAGAGAAACUUUGUUGCAACUGAACCAAAAGAAGGAAUGGGCCACAGAGAAUGCUAUAAGGUUCAUUGACAAGGGCAGCUAUCGAGAGAUCUGGGAGAAUGACUGGCUCAAAAAAGAGAUCGCAAAUCACAGGAAGGAAGUGGAAGAACUGGAACAUGCUAUUCAUGAGCUGGAAGGAGAAAAUUUGGUGCUUAUUGAUCAGCUGUUCAACUGCAGACUUGUGGAUCUCAAAAUACCCAGGCGACUAUAUCUUGCUCAAGCUGUUGGACAGGAAGUGCCACAGGAAGAAAUGCCUUUGGAGUUGCCAAAAACAUAUAUAGAAAAGUCACAAUUGCAACCUGCAGAAGUAAAAAGUAGAGACUUGUUGAGCUUAUCACUUGGGAGCAGUGCUUUACAUCUUAGUCAUGAGGAUAGCAGCAGAUACAGCCAGCAUCUGAAGAUAGAUGAAGAGAGUUCAAGUAUAGAGUUUGGAGCCUCUGAUAUGAAAUACUUACUGUAUGAGGAUGAGCGGGAUUUCAAGGAUUAUGUAAACUUGGGCCCCCUGGAAGUGAAGCUCAUGACUGUGGAGAGCAAGAAAAUGCCCAUCCAUUUCCAAGAGGAGACUCCAGUCAAAUUCUAUGACGAUGUCAGGAGCCCGGAAAGCCACAUCACAUAUAAAAUGAUGAAGUCUUUUCUCUAAGACUGAAAUCUGCAAAGUAAA